This is a messenger RNA of Olea europaea var. sylvestris, 5243 nucleotides long. RefSeq names its product protein NETWORKED 1D-like. The transcript is spliced from 5 exons. Gene Ontology annotation, cellular component: plasma membrane. The annotation marks the transcript as partial. NCBI's taxonomy places the organism in Eukaryota, Viridiplantae, Streptophyta, Magnoliopsida, Lamiales, Oleaceae. Gene Ontology annotation, molecular function: actin filament binding. The record is from RefSeq and is a predicted model, not a curated record.
GCAAAUGGGGUAUUAGAGAGUUCUGAACAGCAAAUGGGGUAUUAGAGAGUUCUGAACAGCAAAUGGGGUAUGUAGAGGGAGAAGAUUGGAAAGUAAAGCUGCUGAGUCGUCUAUUUUUUAGCAAUGGCUAACGAUCAGAAUUUGCCAUCCAAACUUUCGGUAAACUUUUGAUGGGGAGACGACCCUUGUAUGUGAUGUAGAUACUGAAAGGCCGAGAACUCAAUUCUGACUAUUAAUAUUGAAUUGGAUGCUCGGAGAUUUUGUUUCAUUCUAUUCUGGUGAUGUGUUAUUUGUUUGGCAAUUUUUUCAUUUCUGUGAUAAAAGUCUGAUUUACAUCAGAAAAGAUGGCAAAAUUGUCGCAGUCUGAUUCUAGACGGAUGUACUCGUGGUGGUGGGACAGCCAUAUUAGCCCAAAAAAUUCAAAAUGGCUUCAGGAGAAUCUCACAGAUAUGGAUUCCAAAGUCAAAACAAUGAUCAAGCUCAUUGAAGAAGACGCGGAUUCCUUUGCAAGGAGGGCGGAAAUGUAUUAUAAAAAACGUCCAGAGCUUAUGAAGCAGGUUGAGGAAUUCUACAGAGCAUAUCGCGCAUUGGCAGAAAGAUAUGACCAUGCGACUGGUGUCAUUCGUCAUGCACACCGGACUAUGUCAGAAGCUUUCCCAAAUCAAGUCCCCCAAUUAUUUACUGAUGAUUCACCUUCAAGUUCUGUUUCUCGUACUGAACCCAGAACGCCCGAGAUUUCAACCCCAGCACGUGCACUGUGUGAGGAGGAUAGUCUGCAAAUGGAUGCUUUGAAUUCAUCCAAUUCUCACGCUAUCAAACAGAAUGGAGAAUUCAAAGUUGAUUCUAAUUCUGUAACCAGAAGGAAUGUAGAAGUGAGAAAGGGUCUCAAUUUUGAUGAGGUAGAGGAGAAAGAGCAAAGCAUGCAGGACUCUGAGAAUCACAGUGUCAAGGAAGAAACACCAUCAAGAUCUGACAAAGUGGGUGAAUCUGAGGGGAUACUUACCUUAAAGGAAGCCCUUGCCAAACUGGAAGCUGAGAAGGAAGCUGGCCUUGCACAGUACAAACAGAGUUUGGAUAAACUAUCCAGUCUUGAAUCUGAUAUCGCUCAUGCCCGAGAAGUUUCCAGGGAGAUCAGUGAUCGUGUGAACAAAGCAGAAAAUGAAGCUGUUAUCUUGAAGGAAGAACUGUCCAAAUCAGAAUCUGAGAAGGAAGCCAACCUCCAAAAGUACCACCAUUGCUUGGACAAGAUAUCUAAUCUAGAGAAAAAACUUUCUACUGCUCAAGAGGAUUUGGAGGAACUCAACGAAAGAGCUAGCAGGGCAGAAACUGAAGCACAAUCCUUGAAAGAUGAGCUUACUAAGGUAGCUGUUGAAAAGGAUACAGCUCUCGAUAACUACAUGCGAUCUUUGGAGAUUAUUUCGAACUUGGAGAACAAAUUACAACUCACUGAAGAAGAUGCUAGAAGGCUGAAAGAGAGAGUAGAAAAAGCAGAAAGUGAAGUUGAAGUUCUAAAGCAAACCAUUUCCAAAUUGACUGAGGAGAAGGAAGCUUCAGCUCUACAAUACCAGCAGUGCUUGGAGACAAUUUCGUGUCUAGAGAAAAAAUUCACAAGUGUCCAGGAGGAGGCCCAACAGCUUAACGACGAGAUAGAUCAUGGAGUUUCCAAGUUAAAGGGUGCGGAAGAGCAAUGUCUUCUAUUAGAGAGAUCGAAUCAGUCACUUCACUCUGAGUUGGAAUCUUUGAUGUUGAAGAUGGGAACUCAAACUCAAGAACUUACUGAGAAGGAUAAUGAAUUGGGAAGACUUUGGGCUUGCAUACAAGAAGAGCGCUUGCGUUUCGUGGAGGCUGAAACUGCCUUUCAAACUUUGCAGCACUUGCAUGCUCAAACUCAGGAAGAGCUGAGGUCUUUGGCUUCAGAACUGCAGAGGAGGGCUGAACUUUUGAAGACUGUGGAGUCCCAUAAUCAGAGUUUGCAAGAUGAAGUUCUACAGGUUAAGGAGGAGAACAAGAACCUCAAAGAGAUCAAUGAAUCUUCGGCACUAUCGAUAAAUGAUAUGGAAAAUGAGAUCACUGGCUUAAAGGGAAAGAACAGUAAACUUGAGGAGGAGGUUGAGCUUCGACUUGAUGAGAGAAAUGCUCUUCAGCAAGAAAUAUACUGUCUGAAAGAAGAACUGAAUGAUUUGAAUAAGAAUCACAUUUCAUUUUUGGAUCAGGUGCAUGCAGUAGGCAUUAACCCAAGGUCCUUGGAAUCGUCAGUUAAGGAAUUGCAGGAUGAGAAUUUAAAUCUGAAGGAAACUUGCUCUAGACAACAAAAUGAGAAAGUAAAUCUUUUGAAGAAACUGGAAAUACUGGAGCAGCUUCUUGAGAAAAAUUCCAUAUUGGAAACCUCAUUAUCAGACUUGAAUGCUGAACUAGGGGUAGUCAGAAGACAGAUGGAAGCACUGGAGCAAUCCUGCCAAUCCCAUUUAGAGGAAAAAUCCUCCCUUCUCAAUGAGAAGGCCACUCUCAUGACUCAGUUACAGGUGACUAGUGAGAAUCUGCAAAGACUGUUGGAGAAGAACUCUUUUUUGGAGAAUUCCCUUUCCGAUGCUCACGAUGAACUUCAAGCCUUGAAGGCCGAAUCCACAAGCUUAGAAAAUUCAUACCAGUUACUCGAGAAGGAAAAGGCUGUGCUGAUCAGUGAAAGGGAUGACAUAACUUCUCAGUUGGGAACCACCCAGACAAGGCUAGACUACAUGUGUAAAAUUUUUGGAGAUUUGGAAGAGAAAUAUAGAGCUUUGGAGAAGGAGAAAGAAUCCACUCAUGGAAAAUUAGAAGGGUUGCAGGUUUUAUUGGUCGCAGAAAGGCAAAAACAUGUCAAUUUUGUCCAAAUGAACAAGCAACGAUUCACUGCCAUCCGAGCUGAGAUGGAGCUUUUGCAGGAAGAAUCUCAACAAAGAAAGAGGGAACUUGAAGAAAUGCUGGAUAAUGCCUUAAAUUAUGAUAUUGAAACAUUUGUCUUGCAUAAGACUGUCCAAGAUCUAGAAGAAAAUUGCUACACAUUGUUGAUUAAGCAUCAGAAACUCUUAGAGGAAUCCAGUUUGUCAGAAAAGCAGAUUUUAAAGUUAGAACAACACAGUGUUGAGCAAAGCAUUGAAAUCAAAUCCUUAUUUAAUCAAGCUACUAGUCUGAGGGGGGGAACUUAUGAUGUUUUGAAAGCACUUGACAUCAUUCAAGGCCACCAGUGCAACGAUCAAAAUGGGCAAGACCAUGUCUAUCUCAACCAAUUGUUGGGUAAAGUUCAAGAUAUGAAGAAAUCUCUCCACCAAGCUGAGAUGGCAAAUCAGCAGCAGACGCUUGAAUUGUUAGUUUUUGUCACAUUGAUUGGGCAACUAAGACUAGAGGCAAAGAAUCUCGAGCUGGAAAAGAACACUGUUGAGCAUGAGUUCAAGAUCAAGACUGAGCAGUUCUUAAAGUUGCAGAAUGAGGUCCAUGAACUCCAUGAGACGAAUGAAAAGUUAGUGUCCAAAUUAAAUGAUGGGGAUUGCAAAGAGGGAGCACUACUAGUUCAGAUAGAGGAUCUACAUAGGAAGUUAAUGAACAUGCAAGAUGCUUGUCAGGUGUUACGUGAAGAGAAUAUAGACCUUCAUCGAGAGAGAAGAUUCUUGACAGAUGAGCUCCUACUCUUGGAGCAAAAGAAAGAUAUCUUACAAGAGGAAAAUUGUGCUUUAUUUGGGGAAGUGUUGACUCUAGAUAAUCUUUCCUUCAUUUCUAGAGACUGUGUUGGUGAGAAACUUGUGCUAUUAAGACAGCUCGGUUCUGAUCUAAAUAAACUUCAUGACGUCAACGGUGAUCUCAUUGGAAACUUAAGAUUAACAGAAGGAAGGUUGGUAAAAUUGCAAGCAGAAAAUGCUCAAGUCAAGGAAGGAUUGUUGAAGACAGAGGAGGAGUUGAGGAUUAUCUCUAUUGUCAAAGAUAAGCUUAGUAACGAGGUUGAAAAUGGAAAGAAAAUGUUAAAUCAGAAGGAAUUGGAACAUCAGGAAGCAGAACAGAAGGUAAAUCUAGUGGAAAAUAAGAAUUUAGAGUUGACCAAAAUUGUGGAAGAUCUGAGGAUGGAGUCCAACAAACUUGAGAUGAUUAGAGAAGGUCAAGAAAAUCAGAUUCUCAAACUAUCUGCAGAUAAUGACCACUUGAGUAUGGAGAAUAAUCGCUUGUGUGAAGCAAGUCAGGUAUUGGAACUUUAUAUGCACAAAUUGCGUGGAGAGCAUGACAUGAGCAAAACCCGAGAGGAGAAUUUGCAUUCUAAGCUACAAAAGAAAAUAAUUGAGAUUGAGAUGUGGGAAAUUGAGGCUGCAUCGCUGUUUGAUCAAUUACAGAUGUCCAUAAUCAGCCAGCUUCUUUAUGAGCAGAAGUUCCAUGAAUUGUUUAAAACUUCUGUCGACUCUAUAAAUGAAAAGGAAAGUCUCAAAACUCAGUUGGCUGCGUAUGGCCCUGCAAUAAUUUCUUUGGAGGAAUCUAUAUCAUCCGUGGAGAAGAUUAUCAGUUUACCCGUCAAGCUUCAAUAUCCUGAAGAUAAGAAAAUGGAGGGUUCUCAAGAGAGGAAUUGUCUCGUUGGAAACAAUCAGAAUGAAAAUGAAAACCCCGUGGUGCACGACACAUUUUCAGACUUGCAAAAUCUGCGGGUGAGGAUUCAAGCUAUUGAACAGGCAGCAGUUGAAAUAUAUUGGCUAAGGGCUCAAGAAAUAGUUGAUGUCCAUGCAAAACUAGAGGGCGCAACAAGGCAAGUCGAGGAGUUAAAAUCAGAAUGCAUCCAAUAUAGGAGAAACUUGAAGUCAUCAACUGAAAUCUCUGAGGCAGACAGGACACUUCUGACGAAAGACAUCUUGCUCGAUCAGAUUUCCGAAAGUUCGUCUUAUGGAAUUAGCAGGAGAGAACAGGUCGAACCUGAUAAUCAAAUAAUUUCACCAACCAGUGAUAGAAACCAUGAUUUACACCGUGUGAAAUCAGUAAGGAAACAGAAAGGCGCGAGUCUUGGUUCAGAUGGACUGAUUGAAAAGGAGUUGAGUGUCAACAAGCUGGAGAUUUCGAAAAGAUUUAUCGACCCCCUUGAAGAAGGAAACAAGGGCAACGUACUGGAAAGGCUGAAUUCAGAUGUUCAGAAAUUGGCUAAUCUUCAAAUUACAGUUCAAGACUUGAAGAGGAAACUCGAAGUUACGGAGAAGGGCAAAAGGGGAAAAGCUGUUACCGAAUGUGAGAUGUUGAAG